This is a messenger RNA of Phoenix dactylifera (date palm), 1948 nucleotides long. Its product is annotated as polyamine oxidase 5-like. Gene Ontology annotation, molecular function: polyamine oxidase activity. Gene Ontology annotation, biological process: polyamine catabolic process. NCBI's taxonomy places the organism in Eukaryota, Viridiplantae, Streptophyta, Magnoliopsida, Arecales, Arecaceae. Gene Ontology annotation, cellular component: peroxisome. The record is from RefSeq and is a predicted model, not a curated record.
CCCUUCUUCCACUGCACGGCGAGAACGGAGGCAAAAAAAGAGAGGGAACCCCUGCUCGAUAGAUCUCUGGAUCGAUCUAUCGUUCUUUCUUUCUAUCGUUGCCGGUUUGCCGAUCCCUCGAGGGUAUGAGCUGGUUCGAUAAGCUCCGUCGCUUGUCGGAUGCGAGCCGAUUUAUGGACGGCCUCAUGAUCUUUGUCCUCCAUCUCUCGAUUCCUAUACGUUCGAAUCUUUCCUUAAAUCCCAUACAAUCUUAAUCGGCGUUCGGGAGAUUCGUAUCGCCUUCUUUGAUUUCCAGGAUGGAGCCCAAGACCCUCUCAGGCCGCGACAAUUUCGCCAUCAGCGGUAUUUUUCUCUCACACAUUGAGAGGCAACAAUCUUCCCCACCUUCAGUCAUUGUGAUUGGUGGAGGCAUUUCAGGGAUCGCAGCUGCACGUGCAUUGACUAAUGCUUCAUUUAAGGUUAUUUUGUUAGAGUCGCGUAAUCGGCUUGGUGGCCGAGUGCAUACUGACUAUUCUUUUGGCUGUCCUGUUGACAUGGGGGCAUCAUGGCUGCAUGGUGUUUGCAAUGAAAAUUCUCUGGCACCAUUUAUUCGUGGUCUAGGCCUAAGAUUAUACCGCACUAGUGGUGACAACUCAGUGUUGUAUGACCAUGAUUUGGAGAGCUACGCACUCUUUGAUAUGAAUGGUCACCAAGUCCCUCAACAGCUGGUAAUUACAGUUGGAGAAAAGUUUGAGAGAAUUCUCAAAGAGACAGCGAAGAUAAGGGACGAACAUGCUGAGGACAUGUCCUUGCUCCAAGCUAUUUCUAUUGUUUUGGACAGAAAUCCAGAUCUUAGGCAAGAGGGGCUAGCACAUGAAGUGUUGCAAUGGUAUAUAUGCAGAAUGGAGGCAUGGUUUGCUGCAGAUGUGGAUGCUAUAUCUUUGAAAAGCUGGGAUCAGGAGCAUGUUCUUUCUGGUGGCCAUGGACUUAUGGUGCAAGGAUACUAUCCUGUUAUCAAGGCUCUUGCAAAAGAUCUGGAUAUCAAACUGAACCACAGGGUGAAAAAAAUUGUCCAGCGCUGUAAUAAAGUAAUGGUCACCAUUGAGGAUGGCACAAAUUUUGUAGCUGAUGCGGCUAUUAUCACUGUUCCUCUCGGGGUUCUUAAAGCAAAUAUGAUCAAAUUUGAGCCUAAGCUCCCAGAGUGGAAAGUCUCGGCUAUCUCUGAUCUUGGUGUUGGCAAUGAGAACAAGAUAGCUCUUCGGUUUAGUACUGUUUUUUGGCCUAAUGUAGAAGUUCUAGGAAUGGUCGCUCAAACAUCUUAUGCCUGUGGCUACUUUCUCAAUCUCCACAAGGCAACAGGACAUCCUAUUCUUGUGUACAUGGCUGCUGGAAGGGGGGCUUAUGAUAUUGAGAAACUAUCUGACGAAGAAGCUGUUAAAUUUGUGAUGCUACAACUUCAGAAAAUGCUACCAGAUGCCACAGAGCCGGUUCAAUAUUUAGUUUCUCGGUGGGGCACCGACCCAGAUUCCCUUGGGUCCUAUUCUUGCGACUUGGUUGAGAAGCCAGCCGACUUAUAUGAGAGAUUUCGUGCUCCUGUGGAUAAUUUAUAUUUUGCUGGAGAAGCAGCAAGUGCUGAUCAUUCUGGGUCCGUCCAUGGAGCUUACACAUCAGGUAUCAUAGCUGCAGAGGACUGCCGAAGGCAUCUAUUACUGCUGCAUGGUAUCUCAGAUCUCUUCCAGGUUGUAUUAAGGGAGGAAAUGACUGAAGCCAUGUUCCCCCUCCAAAUAUCUAGGAUAUAGUUGCUUAUUUUGCUGGAUCAAUAACAAAGAACAGUAGACUAUCUGGAAACCAAUGGAAGUAUAGUUUUUUUUGGACGUCUUGCUAAUAGUGGAUUCAUUAUCAGUAAGCUUGUUAGAUCUGGUUCCUGUUGAUAAUAGUCUUAUACUAUUUUUGGGACUUCUUAAUGCUA